GAUCAUGAUAAGAAGGCAGACACGAUUGAGAAGAGAAUAUCUUUACCGCAAGGGUCUCGAGGAGAAAGAGAGAGCUACAGCUGAGAGGAAGGCUCAGCUAAAAGUAGCUGUAGAGGAAGGUAAACGGAUACCAACUGAAUUAAAGAAGGAUGCGAUCAACCUUCAGAAACAGAUCGAUCUUGACGGGAAUGCGGAUACGACAAUAAACUCUAUAGAUGACGAGUAUCUGUACGCGGGAGUACAAGACCCCAAACUAGUGCUCACCACCUCCCACGACCCCUCCUCUCGACUCAAACAGUUUGCAAAGGAGAUCCGUCUCAUUCUCCCAAACUGUCAGCGCCUCAACCGUGGACACUUCGUGGUGAAGGAUCUGGUAGAGGCGUGUAAAAGUAACGAUGUGACAGAUCUGGUAGUGUUACAUGAGCACCGUGGUGUCCCGGACAGCAUUGUCAUCUGUCAUCUCCCUUACGGCCCUACUGCUUAUUUCUCCCUCUCCAAUGUGGUCAUGAGGCACGACAUCCCCAAUGUUGGACCUGUUCAGGAGGUCUACCCUCACCUUAUCUUCCAGAAUUUCACUACCAAACUGGGAAAGCGUCUUGAGAGUAUAUUAAAAUACCUGUUCCCUGUUCCAAAACCCGAGAGUAAACGAGUUAUGUCGUUCGUUAACAGUGAGGAUUACAUAUCCUUCAGACAUCACACCUACACCGGGCCAGAUAACAAGAUCGAGCUGUCCGAGGUAGGUCCCAGGUUCGAGAUGAGGUUAUUUGAAAUCAGACAAGGCACCUUGGAGCAGAAUCACACUAAUAUCGAGUGGAAGUUGAGACCGUAUAUGAACACUGCCAAGAAGAGAUACUUUCUUGGGGACGAAGAGGAAGAAACGUGAUGAGGGAGAUGAUUUAAUUUAUUACUUAACUUUCAGCUGUUCUGUUUCGUCCAGAUGAAUCUACUUUACUUCUGCGUUUUAACUGAUUGGGGUUUUUUAUUUUAUUUUUAACAACAGUCGACUAUUGGACGGAUUUGACCAAUUUUGUAAGCUGCACAAUUUAUCUUAUCAUAA
Bolinopsis microptera is the source of this 1057-nucleotide messenger RNA. Its product is annotated as U3 small nucleolar ribonucleoprotein protein IMP4-like. The transcript is spliced from 3 exons. Gene Ontology annotation, cellular component: Mpp10 complex; nucleolus; small-subunit processome. Bases 5 to 883 code for a protein of 292 amino acids. Gene Ontology annotation, molecular function: snoRNA binding; rRNA primary transcript binding. The record is from RefSeq and is a predicted model, not a curated record. NCBI's taxonomy places the organism in Eukaryota, Metazoa, Ctenophora, Tentaculata, Lobata, Bolinopsidae. Gene Ontology annotation, biological process: rRNA processing.